Molecule: messenger RNA, 225 nt
Organism: Mesocestoides corti
Lineage: Eukaryota; Metazoa; Platyhelminthes; Cestoda; Cyclophyllidea; Mesocestoididae
Source: the annotation of a GenBank genome assembly
UCUUGGGUGUUUGCGAAUUCCAAAUUGGCUCGUAAGGCGGUGGAAAUGGAUGACAUGUGUCAUCGCUACGAGCGGGUCACGUCUGUUCUGCGACAGGCCCUGAAUGCGAUUCUAUCGAAUCCCGAUCGGCCGAGAAACUGCCUUGUGUCUCAGCUUGUCGACAACGAAGAAGGCGAACUUACUCGUGAGUCACGACUUUUAUCGAUAAUCGAUAAAAAUGAUUAA